This is a messenger RNA of Ornithorhynchus anatinus (platypus), 3650 nucleotides long. It is a transcript of the gene WDR26, whose product is annotated as WD repeat domain 26. The record is from RefSeq and is a predicted model, not a curated record. The coding region runs from base 351 to 2378 and encodes 675 amino acids. Gene Ontology annotation, molecular function: protein binding. Gene Ontology annotation, cellular component: GID complex. The transcript has 14 exons. Gene Ontology annotation, biological process: proteasome-mediated ubiquitin-dependent protein catabolic process. Lineage: Eukaryota; Metazoa; Chordata; Mammalia; Monotremata; Ornithorhynchidae.
UCCCUACCCCUCCGUCCCCCUCCUCGCCCCACCGCCUUCCCACCACGGCCUCUCUCGGCGAGGAAACUCUGGCCUCCGCUUCCUCCUCCUCCGACUCGGACACCGGCGGAGCCUCCCCGCCCCCGCGGAAGAAAGCCCGAGCCUCGGCGGCGGAGGGAGCAGGAGAGCCCGGGGCUUCAUCAGGCAGAGCAGGCCUCUCCCCCCCGGCCGCGGCGUCCUCGGCGGCGGCGUCCUCCUCCUCCUCCUCCUCCUCCUCCGUGGUGGUAGUGGUGGGACUCCCCGCGGCUGCUGCCUCUCCUGCCGCCGCCCUCCACCGAAGCAGCGGCCACAGCCCGGUCAGCGGCGGCAUCAUGCAGGCCAACGGGGCAGGAGGAGGAGGAGGAGGAGGCGGCGGUGGUGGUGGUGGUGGGGGCGGCCAAGGACCGGCCCAGCCCCAGGAGCUCGCUUGCCUCUCGGCCCAGAACGGGGAGUCCUCCCCGUCCUCGUCCACCGGGGGGGACCUGGCCCACGCCAACGGGCUGCUGCCCGCCGCCCCCUCCGCCGCCAGCAACAAUAGCAACAGCCUGAAUGUCAAUAACGGGGUCCCCGGCGGGGCGGCCAACGCCGCCAACGCCGCCGCCAACGCCGCCUCCUCCUCCUCCUCGUCCUCCGCCUCGCCCAACAACGCCAACACCGCCUCCUCCUCCUCUUCGUCCUCGGCCGCCGCCGCCUCGGACCUGGGGAGCAGCCUCAAGAAGAAGAAGCGGCUCUCCCAAUCGGACGAGGAUGUUAUUAGGCUAAUAGGACAGCACUUGCAUGGCCUAGGCCUCAACCAGACUGUUGAUCUCCUCAUGCAAGAGUCAGGAUGUCGUUUAGAACAUCCUUCUGCUACCAAAUUCCGCAAUCAUGUCAUGGAAGGAGACUGGGAUAAGGCUGAAAACGACCUGAAUGAGCUUAAGUCUUUAGUGCAUUCUCCUCACGCUAUUGUGAGGAUGAAGUUUUUGCUGCUGCAGCAGAAGUACCUAGAAUACCUGGAGGACGGCAAGGUCCUAGAGGCACUUCAAGUUCUCCGCUGCGAAUUGACACCCUUGAAAUACAAUACAGAACGCAUUCACGUCCUCAGUGGUUAUUUGAUGUGUAGCCAUGCAGAAGAUCUACGUGCAAAAGCAGAAUGGGAAGGGAAAGGGACAGCUUCCCGAUCCAAACUUCUGGACAAACUCCAGACCUAUUUACCACCAUCAGUGAUGCUUCCCCCAAGGCGUUUACAGACUCUGCUACGUCAGGCUGUGGAGCUUCAGAGGGAUCGGUGCCUAUACCACAAUACCAAACUUGAUAAUAACCUAGAUUCCGUGUCGCUGCUUAUAGAUCACGUUUGUAGUAGGAAACAGUUUCCAUGUUAUACACAGCAAAUACUCACAGAGCACUGUAAUGAAGUGUGGUUCUGUAAAUUCUCAAAUGAUGGCACUAAACUAGCAACAGGAUCAAAGGAUACAACUGUUAUUAUAUGGCAGGUUGAUCCGGAUACACACCAGCUAAAACUGCUCAAGACGUUAGAAGGACAUGCGUAUGGUGUUUCUUACAUUGCUUGGAGUCCGGAUGACAACUAUCUGGUUGCCUGCGGCCCCGAUGACUGCUCUGAGCUCUGGCUCUGGAAUGUACAAACUGGAGAGCUAAGGACAAAGAUGAGCCAGUCUCACGAAGACAGUUUAACCAGUGUGGCUUGGAAUCCAGAUGGGAAACGUUUUGUAACUGGAGGGCAGCGUGGACAGUUCUAUCAGUGUGAUUUAGAUGGUAAUCUCCUUGACUCCUGGGAAGGAGUGAGAGUGCAAUGUCUUUGGUGUUUGAGUGAUGGGAAGACAGUUCUGGCAUCAGAUACACACCAGCGCAUUCGGGGUUAUAACUUCGAGGACCUUACAGAUAGGAACAUAGUACAAGAAGAUCACCCUAUUAUGUCAUUUACUAUUUCAAAAAAUGGCCGAUUAGCUUUGUUAAAUGUAGCAACUCAGGGAGUUCAUUUAUGGGACUUGCAAGACAGAGUUUUAGUGAGAAAGUAUCAAGGUGUUACACAAGGGUUUUACACAAUUCACUCGUGUUUUGGAGGCCAUAAUGAAGACUUCAUCGCUAGUGGCAGUGAAGAUCAUAAAGUAUACAUCUGGCACAAACGUAGUGAGCUGCCAAUUGCAGAGCUGACUGGGCACACACGUACAGUUAACUGUGUGAGCUGGAACCCACAGAUCCCAUCCAUGAUGGCCAGCGCCUCCGACGACGGCACUGUUAGAAUAUGGGGACCAGCACCUUUUGUAGACAACCAGGAUAUUGAAGGAUUUUGGUUCCUGCAAACCAGAACUGACCCUAUCACCUCUGCCUCACAGUGGGUAAAUAUACGGUACAUCUGUUGAUUCCCCCAAAGGGGAAAAUAUCCAUGUUAAUCUCUUCACAACAGGAGGAUAGUUGACUGAGGGAGAAAGACAUUUUUCUUGAUAUUUUUUGAACCCCCAUCCCAAAACAUGGAAUUAUUUUCAUUUAUUUAUUUGGAUUCAUUUCUACUAUUUAAAUAGCAAUCCAUUUGGUUUUCCCUCCAAAUUCAAUACUUGAAUCCAUUUUUGCAACUAUAUCUGAUUUAAUCUGCUAAUUUUGAAAACAAUUAGCACAUUUUCAUUAACACUUAGACACUUUUAAAUUUUUUAGCAUUCAACUAAUGCUAUAGUAGCUGCCUCUAGUUGCUAAAACAAACUAUAAUCCCAUUUCCUGUCUCUUUAAUCCAGGUAAUCUGGAUUCAUUAAAACCAAGAGCUGAAGGAGUAUAAGAGAGAGUGAGUGUGUGUGUGUAUGUGUGAAUGUAUGUGUGAGCGUGUACUGCAUUAGUCAUGGGACUAAUAGUUCUAGUUAAAGUUCUCGUCAUGUUUAACUGAAAACUUUUAAAGUCUUGUGCAUAUGUGAAGUGCCCUCUCUGCCUUUAGGUUUGGUUGAUACCAGUAUAUUUUUAUAAGAUUGAAAUUCAAUGUGCCCCAUCUUUUACUUAAAUAAUUUUCAUUAUUAGGAUAAAUGUAUUAGAUUUGAAUCUUAACAUUUUUAGGCACAGAUGGAAAAAAAUUAUUGGCUCCUUGAAAACGUAUGGGGAAAAAAAUGGAUCCACAAAGCAUGUAUGUACUUACAAACCAAGCUGUAGAGAUCAAGAAAAGAACUUUAUUGUUGAUCUCAAGAUUUCUAAAUUGUCAAGAUUUAUAUGGAGUUGUGGUGGAACUAGUUAACACUUAGAGCUUUUGGUAUGUAAUGACUAUUUGCUAUGGACUGAUAUUAAAUGUUUCAAAGGAUUGCAUUAUUAAACUUUCUCAGUUUUUGUUACUUUCUUCUCAGAUUAUAUUUAGUAGUUUAAAUUUCUUUGCUAUAUUACAUUAAAGCAUAAGAACUUUGGGUCUCGAUAUUUAUUUUCACUUGUUUUACUAAUUAUUACCAGAACACCCUUUGUUAACUUUUUUAUUUUAUAAAUGUGUAGUAUAUUAAACAUAUCUUAAAUUUUUUGGUUUGAUUGGAACUACAUUAACUCUUGAUUUGUUUUACUAGGGUUUUUAAAAAAAAAAAUUACACUUUUUCCAUGUCGGUGCACAGCACUUAACAGAAAUCGUUUGUAUUCCCUUUCUUUCAAUUCAAUAAACAGAAUGAAUAACUGGA